Messenger RNA from Chelmon rostratus (copperband butterflyfish), 5966 nucleotides. Its product is annotated as electrogenic sodium bicarbonate cotransporter 1-like. The transcript is spliced from 26 exons. Lineage: Eukaryota; Metazoa; Chordata; Actinopteri; Chaetodontiformes; Chaetodontidae. Bases 294 to 3515 code for a protein of 1073 amino acids. Gene Ontology annotation, biological process: transmembrane transport; regulation of intracellular pH; bicarbonate transport. Gene Ontology annotation, molecular function: solute:inorganic anion antiporter activity; sodium:bicarbonate symporter activity; monoatomic anion transmembrane transporter activity. Gene Ontology annotation, cellular component: plasma membrane; basolateral plasma membrane. The record is from RefSeq and is a predicted model, not a curated record.
CACGCUGCCAGCGAGACACCAAACGAGCCUUUUCCUCACCAUGUCCCCGAGGCGCGACCCGAGCCAGCCCAGCACACUAUGAGGAUUGUGCGUUACAUGUUAAACUUGAGUUGUAGAGUCGGAGAAGUCACUCGAGCGAGAUAGCCGCAGCUCCUCGACUUCUUUCUUAACUUUUAUCCGCUUGAAAAAGCGCGAAAGCUCCGGUUGGUGACGGUUUUCAAACCCCGACGGCAAGAAAAACUCGAGCUGAGCCGGAACACUGCUGAUCGUCCGUGAAGGCUGAGUUUGGCACCAUGAGUUCCGACAAGAAAGUGGAGGACGAAGCGGUUUUGGACAGAGGAGCGUCCUUUGUCAAGCAUGUCUGCGAUGAAGAGGAAGUGGAAGGUCACCACACUGUGUACAUCGGCGUGCAUGUUCCCAAGAGCUACCACCGGAGGAGACGCCACCGACGCAAGUCGAGCCACAAGGAGAAGCGGGAACGAGCCGAGCACAGCGCGGAAGGAUACAAGUCAGACGGGGAGAACGCUGAUGAGUCCACCGCAAAUGUCCUCAAACCUCUCAUUUCUCCAGCCGAGAGGAUCAGGUUUAUCCUGGGCGAGGAGGACGAUGGCCCGCCGCCUCCUCAGCUCUUCACCGAGCUGGACGAGCUACUGGCUGUGGACGGGCAGGAGAUGGAGUGGAAGGAGACUGCCAGAUGGAUCAAGUUUGAGGAGAAGGUGGAGAAGGGUGGCGAGCGCUGGAGCAAGCCUCAUGUGGCCACGCUGUCCUUACACAGCUUGAUGGAACUCAAAACGUGCAUCGAGAAAGGCACCAUCAUGCUGGACCUGGAGGCCUCCACGCUGCCGCAGGUUGUCGAGAUGAUCACCGACAGCCAGAUCGAGGCUGGGCAGUUGAAGGCGGACCUGAAGGAGAAGGUCAUGUACACGCUGCUACGGAAGCAUCGCCACCAGACCAAGAAGUCCAACUUGCGCUCCCUGGCCGACAUUGGAAAGAGUGUUUCCAGUGCAAGUAGGCUGUUUUCCAACCAAGAGAAUGGUAGCCCAACCACCGCCCACCGAAACCUCACCUCCAACAGCCUGAGCGACUUCUCGGACAAACCGGAGAAGGAUCAGCUGAAGAAUAAGUUCAUGAAAAAACUGCCCCGGGAUGCAGAGGCGUCAAACGUGUUGGUCGGAGAGGUAGACUUCCUGGAAACUCCCUUUGUGGCGUUUGUCCGCCUGCAGCAGGCCGUCAUGCUGGGGGCUCUGACCGAGGUCCCAGUGCCCACAAGAUUUCUCUUUGUCCUGCUGGGACCCAAAGGAAAAGCAAAGUCCUAUCAUGAAAUUGGAAGAGCCAUUGCCACCCUGAUGUCAGAUGAGGUAUUCCAUGAUAUUGCCUACAAAGCGAAGGACAGGCAGGACCUGCUGGCUGGUAUAGAGGAGUUCCUGGAUGAGGUCAUAGUCCUGCCUCCCGGAGAGUGGGACCCCGACAUCAGGAUAGAGCCACCCAAGUCUCUGCCAUCCUCAGAUAAGAGGAAGAACAUGUACGCCGGAUUAGAGGCGCCUCAGAUGAAUGGCGACACUCCCCAUGAUGCAGGACAUGGCGGGGGAGGAGGACACCAGGUUGGAGAGGAGCUUCAGCGCACUAGAAAGUUUUGCGGAGGUCUUAUACUGGACAUCAAGCGGAAGCUGCCUUUUUUUGCCAGCGACUUCUAUGAUGCACUACACAUCCAGUCUCUGUCGACGAUCUUGUUCAUCUAUCUGGGCACAGUCACCAAUGCGAUCACAUUCGGAGGCUUACUCGGCGAUGCUACAGAAAACAUGCAGGGAGUGUUGGAAAGUUUCGUGGGGACGGCGCUGACAGGAGCAGUGUUCUGCCUGCUGGCCGGUCAGCCGCUGACUAUUCUCAGCAGCACGGGCCCGGUGCUCGUCUUCGAAAGACUCCUCUUCACCUUCAGCAGAGACAACGGCUUCGACUACCUUGAGUUCCGGUUGUGGAUCGGCCUGUGGUCGGGCAUAUUCUGUCUGGUGCUGGUCGCCACAGACGCCAGCUUCCUGGUGCAGUACUUCACGCGCUUCACCGAGGAAGGCUUCUCCGCGCUCAUCAGCUUCAUCUUCAUCUACGACGCUUUCAAAAAGAUGAUAAAGCUGGGCCACCACAACCCCAUUAACUCUGCUUACGACCCCAACCUCGUCACUCAGUACGACUGCCACUGCAUGCCGCGCAACUCCUCAGAACUCCUCAAUAUCUCCGCCUGGACAAACAGUACUGAUCUGCCAGCGAAUGCCACCUGGGCGUCCCUGACCAGGGAGCAGUGUCAGAAGUACGGCGGGCAGCUGGUCGGGGAGACCUGUGGCUACGUGCCUGACAUCACCCUGAUGUCCUUCAUCCUGUUCUUUGGGACAUACACCUGCUCCAUGGCUCUGAAGCAGUUCAAGACAAGCCGCUUCUUCCCCACCACAGUGAGGAAGCUCAUCAGUGACUUUGCGAUCAUCUUGACCAUCCUUCUCUUCUGCGGCGUGGACGCCUUCGUCAGUGUGAACACUCCCAAGCUCAUAGUGCCAAGUGAAUUCAAGCCCACGAGUCCCAAGAGGGGCUGGUUUAUUCCUCCUUUCGGAGGGAACCCCUGGUGGGUGUACCUGGCGGCCGCACUCCCCGCUCUGCUGGUCACCAUUCUGAUUUUCAUGGACCAGCAGAUCACUGCUGUGAUUGUCAACAGGAAAGAGCACAAGCUAAAGAAAGGGGCAGGCUAUCACCUGGAUCUGUUCUGGGUGGCCAUCCUGAUGAUUAUCUGCUCUUUCAUGGGCCUGCCGUGGUAUGUGGCUGCCACCGUCAUCUCCAUCGCCCACAUUGACUCUCUGAAAAUGGAGACCCAGACGUCAGCCCCCGGGGAGCAGCCCAAAUUCCUGGGCGUGAGGGAGCAAAGAGUCACCGGCAUCUUUGUGUUCCUCCUGACAGGACUCUCUGUCUUCAUGGCCCCUAUCCUCAAGUUCAUUCCCAUGCCUGUGCUCUACGGCGUGUUCCUCUACAUGGGGGUGGCGUCACUCAAUGGUGUCCAGUUCAUGGACCGCCUGCAGCUGCUCCUGAUGCCAGCCAAGCACCAGCCGGACCUGAUCUAUCUGCGGCACGUACCCCAGAGACGCAUCCACCUCUUCACCUUCAUCCAGGGUCUGUGCUUGGCCCUCCUCUGGAUCCUCAAAUCUACCGUGGCUGCCAUCAUCUUCCCUGUCAUGAUCCUGGCAUUGGUUGCAGUUCGCAAGGCGAUGGACUACGUGUUCUCCCAGCAUGACCUCAGCUACCUGGAUGAUGUCAUCCCAGAGAAAGACAAGAAGAAGAAAGAGGAUGAGAAGAAAAAGAAAAACAAGAAGAAGGGAAGCAUAGACAGCGAAAUCGAAUUCUCUGACUACCCCUACCAUGAAAAUAUCCCCAGUAUAAAAAUCUCUAUGGAUAUGAUGGAGCAGGAGCCCAUGUUGGGGGAUAAAUCUAUGGAUAGAGAUCAAUCCCAGACUUUCCUUAACACGCAUUCGCCGUGCUGAGCACUACUUUGAGUCUCCCACGGUGGCCGAGUAAUCUUGACAGAGGUUCUUACACGAAAGGUUUGCCUCAGAUCCGAAUAGACGGGGACUCUGAGGAGAACGGUUUCUUCUGGAAGAAGGGCUCUGAAACAGAUCUGUGAAUGAAUUUUUCCAAAGAUACAGCACAACUAACAAUCAUGACCAUCCUCUUUUGUACUAUCGUACCGCUUCGUAAUGGUGUUUUAAUAUUCCUCUUGUGCAGACGUAAAUCAGAAUGGCUGGAAGUAUUUGUCUUAAAAUUGAAGCAGUUUGGUGGUACUGAAUAUUAACGAGGGCCAUGCUUGAGCCUUCAUCUGCACGAGUUCUUGCAGAAAACAAAGGGCUACUCUAAUCAUCUGUAUGAAGUUUUUAGGGGACAUUAAUAUCUUGUGAAUGUGUGAGCUGAUCAUGUAUGAUAAGCGUCCAGCUAAAGACGUGUUCUCAUAAAGAUGUCCAGGAUCAACAGGUGUCUGAACUACAGGUGGCUUCACAGCUUCCACAACUGUUUUUCUUUCACCCUGUACAUAUCAGGAUGAGUUCACAAGUUUUUACAGAUUAUUUCCAAAUAACACCAAACAUAACCAGACUCUUAAUACUCUUCUUUCAAUAUUACUUAUAGACAUGAAGUCAGAACUACUAGAAGCUUAAGAUUUAAAAUGUAGCGGAGGUACUGCAUUCGGAGGUGAAUACACACAAGAAAACCUCCUUUACUUGUGAACAAAAGGGCUACAGAGGGUCAUCUGUGCACAGCCAUGAGCAAACAUUCAUUUUUGUAUUUAUGGGCAUAUUCAUUAUUUAUCGAGCGUCCAUCUAAGGCUGCACGGUCAUAAAACACGUCCAGAAGAUGAAGUGAGAAUAUCAUGUUUGUCUCAGUAUGACAGAAAAGAAAUCAUUGAACGCCUGACAGCCUGGAACUUCUCUUUUUUUGUGUACUAAUCUUCCUUUUUGUUCCUUUUUUCUAUAUUUAUUCUAUUUAAACUCGCGGCAAAAUGACUUGCUGUAUGAAUCUUAAUUAAGACUUUACCAUUUGACCCCCCGAUUGGUGCAAAUUGGAAGGUAUUCUCCCUGUGGUCUGUCCCCACUCGGCUGUCUCUUUCCCUGUUUUAGGGAGACAUAGAUGUAUUAAACCUGUUUGUAGCUCUACCUCUUAUUUUUCUGUAGGUGCCAGGCAUUCUAUAUUAAAAUCAUCUGUCGUGCAAUUAUUUGUGAUCAAACACUGAUUUUUUUUUUUUUUCAACUGGCACUGCAUAGGAUCUCUGAAUCUUCACUUUCUUCCUUCAUGAUCUGUAACACUUAUGAUGUUUUUAGACAUUAAGAUAUUUUUGUUUUUCUUGUUUGUCCAUAUGAGAUAACUAUGUAUGAUUUUUUUUGCAGUGUUUUUAAAGGGUAAUUCCACCAAAAUUAUGUUUUUACGUUUUUUUAAUACAUUUCUUUGUCCCACCAACCAAAAAUUUUAAAAAUUGCUAUUGCAAAUAAAACCUCAGUAAAAUGUAAAUUUUUUGAUGUUUCUUGUACUUAAGUUCAAAGGCAGUGAUGGCCUGUCUGUUUUAACCCUCUAUGAAUGCAGUUUAAUGUUCUCACACACUUGACUGUGAACUCAACCCCAAAAGCCUAAUUGAGUUGAUUUAUUUCCUUUAAAAUGUGAUCGUAUUUAAAAGCUUGUUAAUGUGAUAAAUUUUCAACCUUUGAGUCAAUUUUUGUUUUUUAAAUUAUGUAUUUUUUUUUUAAUGCAAACCAACAAACAAUCACUGUGAGGCAAUGCAACGUUGUGACUUCCAGUCCUGGAAGAACUACUGCUUUGUUGUAUACAGGGUAAAAAGCAUUUAUUUUUAAUUCACAUUUUGCUUCAACUGUCUUUAGUGCAUCAGUAUCUAAAUCCCAUCUAGAAGCAGUUUGAUGAGUAAUGUCUUGAAUUUCCUGUUUUAUUCAAAAUGACCUGAUCAUGCUUCUACUUCUGAUUGAAGUAUACACUGUAAGUUAAACUGCUUCGUCGAUCAUUGCAUAUCUGAGUGUAUUUCAUCUCAAUCAGCUGAAAUGUACAUGUAUUUCUUGAGGAACAAGGACUUUCACAAUCAGUGCUGUUUGAUUUGUAGCACAAAGAAGGGCUUUAAUCAGUGUUUUCACAAUCACGCCGACAUGUGAAGCACAAGACUGUUGAAGUGAUUUUGAACCAACAAUCAAAAAAAAAACACAUUGUCUUCCACUUUGUUCUGUAUGUGUAACUUGACUUUUUGACUUUGAGGUUCUGAUUCCACGAUUCAUGUAACGUUUUUCAUAUUUUAACUCUGAAACCAAUUUUAUACAAGCAUCUCAUGUACUCACUAACCACAGAUUACUCAGAAGGAAGCACAUGUAGGUGUUUUGUUUCUUUUUUUUAAUGGAGCAGUGUUCUGAAUGAGAGCAAUAAAACAGUCCAAAUGAUUCUUAAAAACA